Brassica napus (rape) is the source of this 2271-nucleotide messenger RNA. Its product is annotated as SNW/SKI-interacting protein. Gene Ontology annotation, cellular component: spliceosomal complex. The record is from RefSeq and is a predicted model, not a curated record. The transcript has 2 exons. Gene Ontology annotation, biological process: mRNA splicing, via spliceosome. NCBI's taxonomy places the organism in Eukaryota, Viridiplantae, Streptophyta, Magnoliopsida, Brassicales, Brassicaceae. The coding region runs from base 196 to 2028 and encodes 610 amino acids.
CUUAAACCGGAAAAAGGAUCGCUAAAUAACCGACUUACAACUCUCCGCUAUAAAAGAAUGUUUUCAACUUAACCAAACCCUAAAGGCUUCAUCGAGACGAAGCUUCACCUCCGUUCGUCGCUCCUCCGCCGCGUCUAUUCUCUCUCAAAUCCGCUCAUCCCGUCGAUUAGUUUCAUCCGAGGUUUGGAGCUUACUAUGGCGUCUCUUAAGGACCGUCUACCUCCGGCCAAAUCAACAGCCGCCACGUUCUACGACCACUCCAACGAUCCAUGGUUCAAGAACCGUUUCACCGAGUCCGAAUCCGAGAAAACCGCCGCCGUGGUUUUCAAAGCGGUGCCUGUUUACCUGAAGCGUCAAGGCUUCCGUCCUAGGAACCCUGAGGAUUUUGGAGACGGUGGCGCUUUCCCUGAGAUACACGUUGCUCAGUAUCCCCUCGGGAUGGGGAAGAAUAAGUCUAACAAGCCUGGGGCCAAGACGCUUCCUGUUACUGUUGAUGCUCAAGGGAAUGUGAUGUUUGACGCUAUUGUGAGGCAGAAUGAGAACUCGAAGAAGAUUGUUUACUCUCAGCAUAAGGAUAUUAUCCCCAAGGUGCUGAAGAACGAGGGGGGAGAGGAUGGUGUUGUGGAUGAAGAGGAGGAGUUGCAGAAGCAGAUUCAGGAGACUACUGAGGAGACGAAAGCUGCUAUGGAGAAGAUUGUGAAUGUGAGGCUGAGUGCUGCGCAGCCUACUAAUGUCCCGAGGCAGUCAGGAGACUCGAAGUUUAUUAAGUUUAAGCCUUCUCAGCAGUCUUCGGCUUUUAAUUCAGGUGCUAAAGAGAGGAUUAUUAGGAUGGUGGAGAUGCCUGUGGAUCCUCUUGAUCCGCCGAAGUUUAAGCACAAGAGAGUCCCUAAGGCUUCUGGCUCUCCUCCUGUUCCGGUCAUGCAUUCGCCGCCCAGGCCUGUUACAGUCAAGGACCAGCAAGACUGGAAGAUCCCUCCUUGUAUCUCUAACUGGAAGAAUCCGAAGGGUUACACUAUCCCUCUUGAUAAACGUCUUGCUGCUGAUGGAAGAGGUUUACAAGAUGUUCAGAUUAAUGAUAACUUUGCCAAACUAUCUGAGGCUCUCUAUGUUGCUGAGCAGAAAGCUAGGGAGGCAGUUUCGAUGCGGUCAAAGGUGCAAAAGGAGAUGAUGAUGAAGGAGAAGGAAAGGAAAGAGCAGGAAUUGAGGGCUCUUGCUCAAAAAGCUCGUUCUGAGAGAACUGGUGCUCCUGCGAGCAUGCCUGUCUCUGUAGACAGGGCUAGGAGUGAGAGUGUUGACCCGAGAGGUGAUUAUGACUAUGACCGUGACCGUGAGAGGGAAAGGGAAAGAGAGAGGGAAGGGCCAAAGGAGAGUAGAGAGGAGAAGGAUCGGAUGCGGAGGGAGGAGAUCCGAAGAGAGCGUCGCCACGAAAGAGAAAGGGAGAGAAGGUUGGAAGCUAAAGAUGCUGCCAUGGGGAAGAAGAGCAAGAUCACGAGAGACAGAGACCGUGAUAUCAGCGAGAAAGUCGCUCUUGGAAUGGCCUCUACAGGAGGCAAAGGCGGCGAAGUUAUGUACGAUCAACGUCUCUUCAACCAAGAGAAGGGAAUGGAUUCAGGUUUCGCAACCGACGACCAGUACAACGUAUACGACAAAGGCUUGUUCACUGCACAACCCACUCUCUCAACGCUCUACAAGCCUAAGAAGGAUACGGAUGAAGAAAUGUACGGAAACGCAGACGAGCAGCUCGAUAAGCUCAAGAACACCGAGAGGUUCAAACCAGACAGAGCUUUCACCGGUGCUUCCGAGAGGUCGGGCAAGAGAGAACGACCUGUGGAGUUCGAGAAGGAAGAACAAGAUCCUUUCGGUCUGGACCGUUUCGUGUCUGACGUGAACAAAGGCAAGAAGAAGCCUUUGGACAAAAUCGGAUCUGGUGGAACUAUGAGAGCAAGCGGCGGUGGCGGCAGCUCUUCACGCGAUGACUAUGGUGGUUCUGGUCGAACCAAGAUCAAUUUCGAACGUGGUGAUCGUUAAAAAGUCUCAGCACAACUGAUCUUUCGAUUCCAACACAUGGUUCAGUUCUUAUUUGGAUAUUCUGCUUUUGAUUCAGUGUUUAUGUUUUAGUAGUAAGAAGGCUCCUGAACUUGUCAAAUACAGUCUUUCAAAACUUCUUAUAUUUGGAUCUUUAAGAAGAGUUUUAGCUUAUUUUAUAACAUCUUUAAUGUAAUAAAACUUUCUACUUUUAUGUUUGGUUUUUAUAUAAUGUUUGUUUGCAUU